This is a messenger RNA of Chara braunii, 2196 nucleotides long. Lineage: Eukaryota; Viridiplantae; Streptophyta; Charophyceae; Charales; Characeae. The record is from the annotation of a GenBank genome assembly.
GGACGGUUCUUCCCCCCCCACCCUGUGGGGGUUUGUGGACAGGAUCAGACAACGAGUUCGCGACACUGGUCUUUCUGAGGAGGAGGAGACAUAGAUUUUGGACAGCGUGGAGUACCGUUGCAACAUGAUGCGUCAGCAAGCGCCCGCGCUCGCAUACCUGGUGGACCCGCGACGACGAGAUGUGUCUUUGUUGGCGGAUACUGGCAGCACGGUUGUGCAGAGUGCGCUGGAUCAUUUGUCUAGGUUCACUGUCGAUGGCCCGGGGUCAGAGGAGCACGGCAAGUUGUGGUUCGCUUUGUACUUGUUCCACCACGAUGAUCCCCACACGAGCCCCAGACCAAAAUGGUGGACGAACGACAAGGUGAAGGCGGACGCGGGGAGGAUGCACCCCGCGUAUUGGUGGUAUCUGCAUGGUGGCGACUUCCCGCGUUUGCGGGAAGUUGCCAUCAAGGUGCUCGCUAUGUGGUCUAUUGCAUCUCCUUGCGAGAGGAAUUGGGCCUCACACGACUUCAUUCACUCGAAGAGGCGCAAUAAACUUUUGAGUGACAGUCUGCGGAAGCUCGUGUUCAUCCAUUGGAACAUGCAGCUUCUGCGAGCUCAGUCGGGUCCCAGGAGGGGUUUCGUGGAUGUUUGUGAGGAUAUGGUGGAGGAUCCGCCGGAGCCACAGGUCGGCGCUGCCUCUGAGGAGGUGUAUGACGACAGCAUAACGAUCCCUGAGGAGGUGGAGACAGAGAUUCGUAGUCGGCGCAAGGAGGGGGGGGAUCGUGCUAGUGCACGACUAUUGCAGGGGCGGGACUACGAGGAUGAGGACGAGGAGGACGUCAUUUACGAGGCGGAUGACGUCUGGGAGGGGAAGGACAUGAUCGAGGAGAUUGCGGCAGCAGGGAAGGGGAAAGAGGUAGUGCGUGAUGACCCUCUCGUCUCUCGUGUGUGGGACAGAUGGGGGGGCCUUGACAUUGUGGAUGACCUGGACGGCUACCUGCACGGCUCCAGACACACCCUUCAUAUGAUGAAGGACAUUCACGAGUGUCGCAGACUAGAUGAGGUGAGUGCAGGGGUUCAGCAGGACCGUCGUGUGGAUACGGGCUUUCGUGCGACCACCUUCGACGGUGCGGCAGACUCUAGUGCAGCUACCACAGAGCCAUGUCCCGCCGUUGAGGAGCAGGGGAGCGCUCCUGUUUCUGAGGAGCUGGGGAACGCUCCUGUUAUCGAGGAGCGUGUGACACAUGCCACUGUUUUAGAGGAGCCGCAUCCCGUUGUCGAGGAUCAGUUGACAACUCCCGCUGCGGAGGAUUUGGAGGACGCUACCGUCAUCUCUGGGCAGCAAACUAGGUUGGACGGCAGGGCGCGAGAGACAGAGGGGGUUCCCACAUCGUUGUCGUCCCCAGCGCGGCAUGACCCAUCUGCGUGUAUGGGCACGGAUGAUACCACCCUUGCACCCUUCCAUUCAGAGGUGCCCAUUACUAUCAGGGAGGCUGUGGCAGGACAUCACACUGGGCACCCAUGUGUGAUGGAGACAGCCACACACACAGGUAUUGUGCAGCAGGAGGGAGCUGUUACGGAUGAGGGGGGCCACGAGACAGACAUAGAGCCCCCUUCCACGGUCGAGGAGGUUGCUCCCACAUCGGCAGAGGCGUACAUUAGAGAGCACGGAGCCGCACACAGCGACAACGACGAUGACGAUUGGAGGGAGUCCUGGAGCUGGGAUGACUUCCGCUGCACUUCGGCCUUUGCGGUUCCUCCACUCCCUACUCGAGUGUCGUCUGCCAUUGUUGACAACACUUCAACGAGAGGGAGGAAGAGGAAGGCCCCUGACACACGUGGGCAAGAGCAGCCACAGAGAACUGCAGUGCAGGGUAGACCACGCGGGCGCCCCCCAAGGGGUCGAUCGGGGAGGGGUAGAGGGAGACAGGGCACCGUAGGAGCAACAGAGAGGUUGUUGGGGUCGCUCGGUGCUAUAGGGGGCGGGUCACCAGCGCCCAUAUCCAUGCAUGGAGUGAGGACUCGUUCUCGUGGUGCUGCGGAAAGGAUGAGGCGCGUCGAGAUUCAGGAGGACGACGACGAUGAUGAGCAGGGCAGUGGUGACGGGUCGGAGAGCGAGUACGAGGCUCCGUCACACUCCUCAGAUGAUGACGACGACGCAGAUACUGGAGGGGACGAUGUUGACGCCCAGUAGGCUGACGAGGUCACGAUGGU